CUACAGACAAUGUGGUUGCUGUUGCCCAUUUUUGAUCUAAAAUCAUUUAGCCGCUUGUGUUCACCUAUUUUAUCAGUUUUAUAUUUGUUUAUUUAUGCAAUGCUUUUGACACAAAAAUAAAUACAUACAUAAUACCACAGCAAUUGGCUGCAGAACUGACGUAAUAACAACUUCCCGAUAUGUAGGUGGGAUCCAGUACUGCUAUGAAACAGCAGAUACUAUGAACUGUUUCCUGUGGCAUCCAGACAACCACAUUGACUCUGCACAGGAAAUUUUCUACAGACUGAAUUUCUAAGGUUCCUGAAGAUUGCAAUCAAAAUGUCAGGAAUGUCUGAUGAUGGUAAAUGCAAACUUCCAAUUGAUGGGCUCCUCAUGACUUUUGAAGUCAUUUUUUACAGCCUGUUCACUUUCUUUGGGAUCAUAUUCAACACGAUUGCCUUAUGGGUGUUUUGCUUCAGAUUCCGCAAAUGGACAGAGCCUAGAAUUUACAUGAUCAGUUUAGCUCUUGCAGACUAUACGCUUGUCCUCACCUUACCAUUCAUAAUGUAUUUUCACAAAACGAACUGGCCUACUGAUAGUUUUUGCUUAGUCAUAUUGAUAAUACAUUGCAUCAAUAUGCCAAUGAGCAUCAGUACUAUCACACUAAUAGCGUUGGACAGAUAUGUUGCAAUCAAGCAUCCUCUAAAAGCCAAAGUAAUACGGUCUCCGAGGAAGGCAGCCAUCAUCUCUUUAUUUUUUUGGAUCUGUUGUUUUAUUUAUGGAAUUACACUCCUUUCCCUUUCAGGAGGAAACGAGAUUUGUUUUUUUCAGUUUUCGGAUGGACAAUCCUUGCAUCAUAUCCCUAUCAAAUUUACCAUUUUCUUUUGCAUACCAUUGGUAAUUUUGUUGUUUUGUUCCACACAAGUCAUCCGAUGCCUCAAGAAGAAACAGAAUGCUAGUCUACAUGAAGAAAAGUUAACCCAGAAAGCCAUCUUGGUGAUCUCUGUGAACUUGGGCACCUUUAUCAUAUGCUUUUUGCCUUUCAACAUAAGCCUGCUACUUCAAUAUAUAAUGAAUGCCGCUGACUGUGAGGUGCGCCGCAUUUUCAGCAAUACCACACAUGCAACUUCAUUCAUGGCAAAUCUGAAUUGCUGCUUGGAUGCUAUUUGCUAUUAUUUGGUUGCUAAGGAAUUCCAGGAAGCUGCAUCUCUUUUACCUGCCCUUAAAUCAAUGCAGUCAAAGUCCAAUCUAACUGAAAUGCAGUCAAAGUCCAAUUUAACUGAAGAUUUACAACUUUAGAGCUAAAUUGAUAAAAUGAUGCUGUCUUUUGAAAAUGCCUGCAGACUUGUCUUUGGAAUGCUAUGGAACUUAUCCCACGUCCACACCCCCGUUUAAAAACUUCUAAGCCACUGAGGCAAUGAAAAGUGAUGGAGCCCAUUCCACGAUGCAGGGGGAUUUCCUGUCUGCGUCCAUCACGACUCGGAAGUCAAAUGUAAGAAAUGAUCAUAAAAAAGGGAAGGGGAAAAAGACCAUCUGAGAUCAUCGUUGGACUCUCGAACUGGGAUUUUCCAUUUCAAAAGUACAAAAACAUGAGGGAUAAGAGCUGUCAGAAUCGCCCACAUUGAAUCAAAUCUAUGACGUGGGCAAAUGGGCUGUCCUGUGGCUGGUGUCCUAACCAGCCGGUUUUUAAAGAAGAAGGUUUUUAAAAUCGUCAGGGGCUGCUGUGAUUUUAUAUGCUCUUAAUGAUGUUCAAAACCAUUUCAGUACUUAUAUAUUUGUAUAGUUUAAAUUGUAUUGCUAUGCUUUACUUGUAAGCCGCUUUGAAUUUCCGUAUGGAGAGAAAAGGUGGAAUAUAAACAACAACAACAUACUUGUUUGUUUCUUGUGUAUCAUUAAUACACAUAUAAAUCUUUGGUGGAUAUAUA
Anolis carolinensis (green anole) is the source of this 1904-nucleotide messenger RNA. RefSeq names its product G-protein coupled receptor 35-like. Lineage: Eukaryota; Metazoa; Chordata; Lepidosauria; Squamata; Anolidae. The record is from RefSeq and is a predicted model, not a curated record. The transcript is spliced from 2 exons. Gene Ontology annotation, molecular function: G protein-coupled receptor activity. Gene Ontology annotation, biological process: positive regulation of Rho protein signal transduction; phospholipase C-activating G protein-coupled receptor signaling pathway. Gene Ontology annotation, cellular component: plasma membrane. The coding region runs from base 319 to 1278 and encodes 319 amino acids.